AUGGCCCAUGUUUUGUUCAAAAGCAAAGACAUGGAUGGUGGCAUGUCCCGAUGGUCCGAGUAUCUAAGUGUUGAAGAACCAAUUCCUUCGGCAUUGGCAACCUGGAGGAACAUGGGUGUUGAUGGGCCGCAAGGCUCGUCUGCCAGUGGCCACAAACAUCUUCAGAUGGAGCCGGUGGUUCAACUGUCAAAGGUAGAUAAGUUUGCUCUUGAUGCUUUAAACGAGAAUGCUGAAGGUUACAUGCACAAUCUUGAGCAGUGGAUCCUGUUGCUUCUUGAUUUGCUGGCAUUUCGUGAACAAGCUUUGCGACUUAUUUUGGAUUUGAGCAGCACGGUCAUAACAUUGCUGCCACACCAGAACUCUUUAAUUCUUCAUUCUUUUAUGGAUCUGUUUUGUUCAUUUGUCCGAGUGAAUCUUUUCUCUGACAAGAUGCCAAGAAAGAUGAUCCUCCAGGUUUACAAUAUCUUGCACGGCAUCUUUCUUGGAGGAGCUCCAGGUGCAAACACCAGCUCAGGCGCCGCAAUGUUCGACGUGGAGUACGCCCGGUGGCUGGACGACCACGGCCGGCGCAUGGCCGAGCUGCACGGAGCUCUGCACGCGCACUUGCCAGAUGCUGACCUCAGAGCCAUCGUGGAUGACACCCUGACCCACCACGAUGAGCUGUUCCAGCUCAAGGCGUCAGCAGCCAAGUCCGAUGUGUUCCACCUCCGAGCGACGCUGCUGCCCCAGCUGGAUCCCCUGACUGAGCAGCAACUGGUAGGCAUAUGCAACCUUCAACAGUCAUCACAGCAGGCGGAGGAAGCUCUCUCCCAGGGCCUGGACCAGCUGCAUCAGUCACUAGCUGACACCAUGGCUGGUGGAUCUCUGAUUGAUGACACCAACAUGAGCUUCAUGGGUCAAAUGGCCCUUGCCCUUGGCAAGCUGUCCAACCUUGAAGGUUUUGUGAUACAGGCUGAUAACUUGAGGCAGCAGACUCUUCAUCAGAUGCACCGGAUUCUGACAGUUCGUCAGGCGGCGCGAUGUUUCUUGGCCAUUGGCGAGUACCACAACCGCCUCCGUGCCUUAAGCUCCCCCUGGGUUUCUCGGCCUCGAGAGAUACUGGUUGCAGAUGAAGGCAGUUGUGGGGAGAUAAGCAUUGCGGCACAAGCAUCCCAAAGUCAAUUUUCAUCCUUCUGA
Messenger RNA from Miscanthus lutarioriparius, 1176 nucleotides. Lineage: Eukaryota; Viridiplantae; Streptophyta; Magnoliopsida; Poales; Poaceae. The record is from the annotation of a GenBank genome assembly.